AGCCAUGGACGCCGGCUUGGAAAGAUGCUUCUUUGCUGAAUUUUGCUCGCUCAGCCGUGAUACCGUCGAAGGAAUAAGCCUGUGCUGUUUGCCUCGAUGCCAUGGCAGGAGAAUAGAUACUUGAUUUUUCUGCCUAUUUGACAUGAGUGCCAUAAAUUUGCCAUAUCACAAUCAGCAAAUUUUUUAGUUGGGAAUAAAGAGGUUUUUCUGCUUUGUACCUUGAGCGUACCAGUGUUUUGCAUCCGGAGUUCCGGACGUUGCCAAUGAUGAUAUAACCAGGGCGAAUAUGUGCACAUUCGAUUCAAACAAGAUGAAAAGUGCGAUUUGGAAUAGAGAUUGAUAGUUGGACAAGGACUCGAGGUUGCUUGUCAGUACUCAUCUUUCUGAAACAUUGAAAUCUCACCUGAUGGAUAUUGCAGGAUAAUUGAAAUCUCACCUUAUUGCAGGAUAAGAAUGUGUGCAUAGCAUCUGGAUAUUUGUAUAUGAACUAAGAGUGUAAAUAUCUUUCUUUAUACAUAUGGUUGCCAUGUAAAUGCUCCCUGUUUGUUGAAUAAGUUAACUGAGGGCAAAAUGUUUAUAAUGUGGCAUGCAGAUCCAAGUUGCCAGAAUACAGUGCAGAGUUCCUCAAUAUGGGUGGACAAUCCAAAAGCCAGGUGUUCUAUCUUUGCUUUCCGUCGCCUAGUGCAGCAAGUGAACCCUCCGAUCUUUCAGCAUGUUAUCCUUGACCUUCCGGGGCUUGCAUUCUUCACUACCUAUGCCGUGUUAGCACUUUUUUGGGCUGAGAUACUUUAUCAAGCCCGUGGACUAAUGACCAAUCGACUUCGAUUAGGUUUCUACACCAUUAAUGUUGUUGUAUAUGCGUUGCAGGGUUUUUUAUGGCUAUGUUUGUGGUGGAAUCCAAAUCAUUCGAUGCUAGUCAUUUCGAAGUUAUUCGUCGCAGGCCUUUCCUUUUUCACUGCCUUCGGUUUUCUGCUAUAUGGAGGGAGGCUUUUCCUCAUGCUGAAAUAUUUCCCCCUUGAGUCAAAAGGGAGGCAACAAAAGCUGAGAGAGGUCGGCAGAGUUGCCAGUAUAUGUUUCUGUUGUUUCAUGGCACGGUGCAUAAUGAUGUGUUUCAAUGCGUUUAACAAAGAAGCUGACCUCGACGUUCUUGAUCAUCCCGUCCUUAAUUUCUUCUAUUACCUGCUUGUCGAAAUUCUUCCUUCAUCACUUGUCCUGUACAUACUGAGGAGGAUCCCUGCAAAGCUACAGCUAUCGCAGUAUCACCUCCUCAGCAGCGGCUAGAGGAGGAGGCGUUGUCAUCUUCUAAGCUGCUGAAAGCCUGAAACCGUGGUGGCCGAUGCGGAGUCAUAUACCAAUGCAAGAGAAGCCCUUUGUACAACACUUGUACAGAUACAUCCGAAAUUUCCUGUAGACCAUCUGUAGCUGACCCUGUUAGUUCAGCGUAGAAUGUGCUGCUUCCAUGCAAUCAUUUGUUUCUUAAUGGUACAUUGGUAUUGAGAGCACAUUCACUGCGUUCGGCUGGUCUUGUAGCCUCCAGCGCUACAGUAA
Messenger RNA from Panicum virgatum (switchgrass), 1548 nucleotides. RefSeq names its product tobamovirus multiplication protein 3-like. The record is from RefSeq and is a predicted model, not a curated record. NCBI's taxonomy places the organism in Eukaryota, Viridiplantae, Streptophyta, Magnoliopsida, Poales, Poaceae. Bases 571 to 1281 code for a protein of 236 amino acids. The transcript has 7 exons.